This is a messenger RNA of Psilocybe cubensis, 1659 nucleotides long. RefSeq lists its product as uncharacterized. Gene Ontology annotation, biological process: regulation of DNA-templated transcription. The record is from RefSeq and is a predicted model, not a curated record. Gene Ontology annotation, molecular function: DNA-binding transcription factor activity. Lineage: Eukaryota; Fungi; Basidiomycota; Agaricomycetes; Agaricales; Agrocybaceae. Bases 1 to 1659 code for a protein of 552 amino acids. The transcript has 3 exons.
AUGCCCAAGGUUCCCCUCUCUCUUCCAAUGUCCCAGAUCAUCGCCUCAGACGCUCCUCUGCUCUCUCCCACUGACUCUCAGGGCAACUGGGACAUGCAGCAGCCCCUCUUCUCCCCAACCUCGGACAACUUUUCCUACCCAUACUACACCCUUCCUCCGUCCCCGCCAAACUCUCAGGGCGACCAUCUUCCAGACUCUCCUGUUCCUGCCACUCGCAUGCUCAAGAUGCGCAUGACUCCAGACAGCUCCCAGGAUCUCUGUCUCCCCACCCACCAGCUCUUCGACCUCACAGAGCCUGCUCGUCCACCUACACCGCCCUCGCGUUCUCCUUCUCUGUGUGCAGACCACUCUGCUCCCUCGGGCCACAUCUCUGAUGCCUCCUCUUGUGGCGCCAAGCGUUCUGCAAGUCCAGCCCCUAGUGCCACAAAGAAGCGCGCCGUCGGCGAGCGUAUCUCAAGUAAAGACUUUGUGCCACCCGAUGUAUCCGGUCUCAGCAAACGCGAGGCUCGUCUCGUAAAGAAUCGCGCUGCUGCCUUUCUCAGCAGGCAGCGAAAACGCGAAGAGUUUGAAUGCAUGGAAGUACGCGUUGCAGAACUCGAGCAGGAAAACGCCCGGCUUCUCGCUCUUACUCAAUCCGGUUCUUCACUCUCCACACCGCAGCAUACUACUCCCGAUAUGCAUCUACUCUCCGAAGUCGAACAGCUAAAGGCUCAGCUAGCCGCUGCACGGGAGCGAGAACUAUCUCUCAGCGCCCAACUCGCAUCCACAUCUGCCAUUCGAGAUGUCCCUGUCAAGGUCGAGGCAACAGAACAGUUUUCUCUCGCAUCGCCUCCUCGCUCUACUACUUCAUCUCUUCCAUCAGCUCACAAAUCCGGCGCCAGCCUCGGAUUGAUGGUCUUGCUCUGCGCUCUUCCAACCCUUCUAUCAAUGCGAAUGCAAUCUCCUGCCCCUACAAGUUUCGCGAUACCCAAUCCCUUCCCCGCUUCUUCCGCUUCCGCAUACGACUACAACUCUUUCCUCCCUAAUGAUUACGAUUGGUCAAAGACAACAACAGGUGGCUCCCUCAUGGAUCUCGAUUCCGAUAAUCGUCACCACAAGGUUUCCACUAUUCGCAAACUCGAGUUUACUGGCACAGACUCGCCGGAAUUGGGCAGUCUCGGAGACUUGGACAUCUCUUUUGAUACUAUCCCUUCGGACGAUGGAAAGAUCCGGGUCCGGAUACACCCUCCAUCAUCAUCGCCCUCCUCUCGCUCGGGCUCCCCGGGGGCUUCCUCUUUCGACGCAGUAAAGUCUGAAAUCUCCCAAUCCUCUUUGGCUAUGUGGUCUGGAGCAGAGGCCGAAUCAAAUCUCCAAGCCUCGUUUUCGUCCCAAUUCAGCUCUCUGUCUUCUUAUUCUACGUCAUCUUCCGAUCCGUUUUUAGGCGUGCCAUCCACGGACUACAGCAUGCCAUUUUCCCCAGACGGAACAUUGAGAUACGGACACGUUGACGGAAUGUCGGCUGCUUUGAACUAUGGUCAGCUAUCAGAUCCAAACUUUGGCCUUGGCUCGGAAUACAGCAUUCCCGAUGGCACGGGUGCGAAACGACGGGUGAGAAUCGCUCUAAAGAGCAUGCCUCAGGCAGGAGGCGAAGGAGGCGAAUGGGAGGUCCAGAUCUGCUGA